Messenger RNA from Daphnia pulex (common water flea), 1345 nucleotides. RefSeq lists its product as uncharacterized. Bases 225 to 1181 code for a protein of 318 amino acids. NCBI's taxonomy places the organism in Eukaryota, Metazoa, Arthropoda, Branchiopoda, Diplostraca, Daphniidae. The transcript has 6 exons. The record is from RefSeq and is a predicted model, not a curated record.
AGUCGUUGAAGCUCCGGCGUGACAAGCGUGCUACGUGAUCCAUCCACUUCCUAAAGAAUAUUUAUUCUCAAGACAAUUACACUUCAAGUUGUUACGCAAUAUUCACGUGAAUCCUAAGGAUCACAUUCAAUCGCUACAAUCUACGUAAUUACAAAAAAUUUCAGUGAGUCUCUAGUUCAAGAUUGAUUCAAUUCGUCUAGUUAAGUUUGUUUUUCUGAGUCAUCAUGGGAAUGAAUCAAAAGAUAUUAGCUGGUUUGGUGCAUUUAAUGGCUAUUAUGUUUGUUACGAUGAUUGUUAUUAACGCCCUGGGUGGAGCCGGUUACAAAGGUCUUUUUAAUCAGAGCACAGGGCAGGUAUCAGACAACUACAAAAGUUACAUAACACCAGCAGGAUAUACUUUUAGUAUAUGGAGUGUCAUUUACAUAUUUCUUGGAGCCGGUGCAAUCUAUAGUCUAGCAAGCGUUUACCGAAAGAGUGAUGGCUCAAGUAACCGAGUCUACGUUCAUCCCAUUAUUCUCAACUGGCUUUUUUACGUCGCUCUCUCAACAAAUUUUUGCUUGAACGCGGUGUGGAUGGUCUUGUGGGACAGAAAAUUAAUGGUCGUUGCAAGCAUAGUUUUGUUGCUAAUAGCGUGCACUGGAUGGCUAUCUUUCGCUGUCGCUGUCAUCAGAGGAAAACGUGCCAUGGAGAAGAAAAGAGAUGGACUGUCGAAAACAGUUGUUUUCAAGGAAGUGCGACUACAAAGAAUCUUGAUCCAUAAUGGCAUUGCUCUAUACACUACUUGGACAACAAUCGCUUCUCUUUUGAAUAUUAACAUCGCCUUCCAGUACUUUGGCAAUACGGACGCAGAGACAACCAGUUUGGUUUGCUCGUCGAUUCUUCUGAUCAUCAUGCUAGGAUGGUUUUUCUUUGAAAAUACCUAUUGGCUUGAUCCAUACGUUCGCUACACAGUAACACAAUAUCCUGUGAUUAUUUUUGGUACCUUCGGAAUCCUGAGUAAACAAGCCUAUCCGAAUCGUACAGACGGACCCGUUCCAGAGAGCGUACGAAUUCUGACGUGGAUCAUUUUGGGAGUCGCCUCAAUUCAGCUUGCGGUUCGAUUGGCCAUCGUUAUUUACCGCUACCGCACUCGACCCCUCUUUGAAAGUGAACCUGUACCAACUGCAGUUCAGAACGAAUAGUUUGGACUACAAAUGUGAACAAUCUACAAGGAAGAAGGAACCUUUGAAAUUUCCCAGCUAAAAUGUGACAUAAUUUCGAUUGACAUAAUAACUUCACUAUAACACUACACCAGAACAACAGUACAACUUUUGCGCAUUAAAAAUACAUUUUCAGUAAAAAAGUA